Molecule: messenger RNA, 1422 nt
Organism: Durusdinium trenchii
Lineage: Eukaryota; Dinophyceae; Suessiales; Symbiodiniaceae
Source: the annotation of a GenBank genome assembly
AUGGUGCUCAGCAAGAGGUGCAGGUUGCGGGAGGACGACCGGGAAAAACUCAUGGAAGCGGCCAAAGUACCUGGCGUGAGUGUUCGCACCAUGCACAAACUUUGGAACAUUUUCCAUGAUCAGAAGAAAAGGAAAAUAUCCUGGUCUACGCGCCAAAGAACUUUGCAGAGGGAGAAAGCACCGCUACGCCAGUGUUUUGACACACUGACUCUUCCAGGCAGGCCUGGUCGCAGGGACGCGGUGUUACUCGUGGCCAAUUUGCCAAAUUUGCUGCGCCAUAUGCUGGACCGUGCCCCGCAGCUGGCAGACCUCUGGGGAGAAAACGCGUUGUUGCAGCCUGUGCUUUACCACGACGAAGCGCCGGCAGGCAACAUCCUGCGCUGGCAAAAUUUCCACGGGAGCAGAGUCACCGGCUUGAAGCAGACCAUCCACCUUGCGGCCCACUGGAAGGUCCGGCUGGACGGUGGAACUUUUGACCUGAAAGGCGCCGGCGGGAUUCGGCCACGCAUGCUUUGCAGCAAUGUUCUCAAGGCGCAAAGCAGAGUCGACGACGACCUGUUUUGCGAGAUCUCUGAGUGGAGAAAAGAAAAGUUUCUCCCUCUCACAGACCGUGAGAUCUUUGCGCAAGCCGACGCGCUCAAGGCCAUAGAGGGCAAAAAGGCGAUCCAGGCCUUUGAGAAGUCUUGUGGCCUACGCAAAACGUUGCGUGGCGUGUUGGUGGACCCUGUGGCAAGGGAACUGCUGCCGCCAAGCCAAGCAGCAGUAGAUUGCACGCACCUUUAUUUUGUGAACGGCUGCGCGAAUUUUGAGUUGGCGUUUCUCUGGCAGGCUAUAAACGCCGCCCUACCGCAGAUGACACACCAUGCCCUCAAGCUCUGUUGUUUGGAAGCCAUGUGGCAAAGACCUUGGUCAAGUGGCCACAAAGGUCCGUCCCUCUUUGGAGAACUCUGGAGUGAGCACGCCUGGCACGCAGAACAGUUCAAAGGUGAGGCGUGGGCAACUUCGAUAGUGGUGCCUUUGCUGAACUACUACCUGGACAAGUUCGUGCGCCCGCGCGGGGUUUGCCCGGACACCACUCGUUCGUUCGAGUGCCUGGCUCGGCUCUGCAGGGAGAUCAAUCGUUUGAGGUUUCGCUGGGCUCCCAUUGCAGAUUGGCAGGAAGUGAAAGAACUGGAUGCUUGGUCACACGUGCACCAACAAUGCUUUGCGCGCUGUUAUUCAGCGGAAGCCUGCAGGCCGAAGCAUCAUUGGCGUCUGCACUUGGCUGAGUGGGUCAUGAUGCUCAAGUUCAUGCCAGUUACUGUGAAAGACAUGAGUCCAAGCAUAGAACCUUCAAGUCUGGUGGAUGUGGCGACCGCGAGGCACACCACGUGCACAAUCCCAGUGUCUACGCGUCCAAUGUGCUCAGCUCACUGCUACUGA